CUUCGACCGGCUAUUAGAGCUCACAGAUUCGGACCUCGCAAAUGAAUUCGUCGCCUCGCUGUUCUGCGCGUCCGGCUCGCACCUCAUAUCUGCACUAGGAAUGAAUGCGCCUUGAACGCUACGUUGGCUCUCCCCCACGACGUCGCGACUGAUUCGAGCAUCCCUGCUGCCAUUUGCCGCCGCAGCAAUGGGCAAGAAAAGUAAAGGCGGCUUCUACGCGGUCAGACAAGGGCGCAACGUUGGCAUCUUUACUACGUGGGAUGAAUGCAGAGCAAGCGUCGACGGCUUCUCCCAAGCACAAUUCAAACGCUUUGACACACGCCAUCAAGCGGAGGCUUUCAUCGGCUCAAUUCCAGUUUCCAACAGCGAUCAGUGUGAUGCGGCACCAGUGGCUUCCACUUCUUAUGGCUCCGUAUUUCCUCCGCGAUCAACCACAGACGGUUCUGGAGUGCCGCCUCCGGAAGCCGCAGGAUGUAACAGAGACUGGUACAUGCGGGAGGUGGCACCUGAUCCAGAGCGAGCUGCAAAUGGACCAGCUAGGGCAUACCAGAUCGUCGCUCUUCCUUCCUCAAAGGCACCAAAGAUACCACUGAGAGAUGACGAAGGUAGACGUCAUCAUGCAUCCAGCACAUUCGCCCCACCGAAAGCUCCAACCGUGCCUUCUCGAACGGCACCUUCACACAGUGCUCUUGGCAAGCGACCUGAGCCCUCUUCAGAGACUUUCGAGCCGCCAGCAUCGAAGCGUGAGCACAGAGCGUCACACGGCCCGCGCCGGUCACUAGACGUCUGGUGUGACGGCUCCUCGCUCGGCAACGGCAAAGUCGGAUCUCGAGCUGGCUGGGGUGUCUACUUUGGGCCGCCGGGGACAGAAUACUCAGACCUGAAUGAGAGUUGCAGACUCCCCGGCAAGGUGCAAACAAAUAAUAGGGCAGAGCUGAUGGCAAUCAUUCGAGCCUGUGAGCUGUGCCAAGACACUAGUAUUAACCUGCAAAUUCACACAGACUCACAGUAUUCCAUGAAAGCAAUCAAUGUGUGGCAGCAAAAAUGGCGCGAGAAAGGCUGGAAGCUCGCAAGCGGUGGAAACGUUCAGAACCGCGAUCUGAUAGAGCGGAUCGAAGAGCUUUUCAGACAGCGCGACACGCGACCGAAGCUCAUCUACGUUCCGGGGCAUUCGGGCGAUCCAGGUAACGAGGCUGCUGAUAAACUUGCAAAAGCUGGUGCCUUGCGAACCCAGGUCAAAGUGGAGCAGAAAUAGCAGAGGCGCGGCUCAGUGUGAUCCAUCACAUACGGCCCAGGUAACGAUGCAAACCUUGAAAUAUUCUUUCGGAUUGAAUCUGCAGUGCUGUAACCGCAUUGUGCGAGCUUUUUGUGCUUUUCCAUGUACGAGGUAU
Messenger RNA from Tilletiaria anomala UBC 951, 1391 nucleotides. RefSeq lists its product as uncharacterized. The coding region runs from base 188 to 1255 and encodes 355 amino acids. Gene Ontology annotation, molecular function: magnesium ion binding; RNA-DNA hybrid ribonuclease activity; nucleic acid binding. The transcript is spliced from 5 exons. Lineage: Eukaryota; Fungi; Basidiomycota; Exobasidiomycetes; Georgefischeriales; Tilletiariaceae. Gene Ontology annotation, biological process: DNA replication, removal of RNA primer. The record is from RefSeq and is a predicted model, not a curated record.